Camelus dromedarius (Arabian camel) is the source of this 3035-nucleotide messenger RNA. It is a transcript of the gene DIRAS1, whose product is annotated as DIRAS family GTPase 1. The record is from RefSeq and is a predicted model, not a curated record. Gene Ontology annotation, molecular function: GTPase activity; GTP binding; GDP binding. The transcript has 2 exons. Gene Ontology annotation, biological process: signal transduction. The coding region runs from base 128 to 724 and encodes 198 amino acids. Lineage: Eukaryota; Metazoa; Chordata; Mammalia; Artiodactyla; Camelidae. Gene Ontology annotation, cellular component: plasma membrane.
GGAGCGGACACGGAACCGGCCAGCAGCAGCCGCGGCGGCGCCGCAGGGACGAGCGCCCAGGGUCGGUCCGGGGUUCUAGCAGCCCGCGCGAGCCCUCCCGGCCCCGACCCCCUCCCCCGCGCAGAAGAUGCCUGAGCAGAGCAACGACUACCGAGUGGUGGUGUUCGGGGCAGGCGGAGUGGGCAAGAGCUCGCUGGUGCUGCGCUUUGUCAAGGGCACGUUCCGGGACACCUACAUCCCCACCAUUGAGGACACCUACCGGCAGGUCAUCAGCUGUGACAAGAGCGUGUGCACGCUGCAGAUCACCGACACCACGGGCAGCCACCAGUUCCCAGCCAUGCAGCGGCUGUCUAUUUCCAAGGGCCAUGCCUUCAUCUUGGUCUUCUCCGUCACCAGCAAGCAGUCGCUGGAGGAGCUGGGCCCCAUCUACAAGCUCAUUGUGCAGAUCAAGGGCAGCGUGGAGGACAUCCCGGUCAUGCUGGUGGGCAACAAGUGUGACGAGACGCAGCGGGAGGUGGACACCCGCGAGGCACAGGCCGUGGCCCAGGAGUGGAAGUGCGCCUUCAUGGAGACGUCGGCCAAGAUGAACUACAACGUCAAGGAGCUCUUCCAGGAGCUGCUCACGCUGGAGACACGCCGGAACAUGAGCCUCAACAUCGACGGCAAGCGCUCCAGCAAACAGAAGAGGACAGACCGCAUCAAGGGCAAAUGCAUCCUCAUGUGAGCCCAGCGCCCCGUGUAGGCGCCCCGCUGCCCUGGCCCAGGCCUCCCGGGGGUCCUCCUCCUCCUCCCCUCUCCCUCUCAUCUCUCCCACUUCUCUUCCUUCCUCCAGCAUCUCUGGCGAGGAACCUGAGGCCCCAGUGAGCCCAUGGCAGACCUGGGACUCCAACCCGGCUCUGUCCCACGGCUCUGCCUUCCUCCCCACCAUCUUUGCUCCCCAUCCUGUCUGUACCCCCAAAGCCAAGUGCUGGAGGUGGCCCCCUUGAUCUGCACAUGGGAAAAUGGGGAAGCUCCCUGUCCCCGUCAGAAAUGAAGAUGCUGGUCAUGGUGUCUCCGAGGACCCUCACCUCUGACCCCUUCCCUUGGGCACCCUGAGCCGGACCUGCACCCUGCCCCUCAUUAGAUCACUGUGACCUUGAUGGGGAGAAGGGAGUGGAAAUGCACAUAGACUUCAGACUUUAUUUUCUCCUAUUUGGUGUUUAACAUCCACCCCCUUUCAUCCCUCGUGGCCUCCGGCCUGUGCCUCCCCCCCCAGGUUCCAGACCACCCCCUUCACCCUCAGUCUCCACAGCUUGGUGGGAUCCUUGUGGGCUGGGUCUCCGGCUGCCAGGCAAUAACCGCAGGGCCCACAGCAGUGCUCCACCGGCCCGGAGUCCCACUCCUCACCCGGCCUGGGCCUGGGGGCAGGCAGGGGAGGCCCAGGACUAGCCGAUGGCCACAGCACAACUCCAGGGGACUGUCCGGAGUGAAUAUGGAGGAGCUUCCCAACCACAGCGUGCAGACAGAGAUGGGUACAGCUUGUCACCACUGAGCCGGGGCAGGGACCCGAGGUGCUGGGGGUCGUUGGAGGCAAACCGUUGCCCGGCCUGCUUCCUCCCUCCUCUUGGGCCCCGGGGGGGACCGCCCAGGAAUGCGGGUGUCCUGGAGUCAGGAUGUGUCCACCACAGUGAGAUUCUAAGUGUUUCUGUGAGAGUGUCUAGAUGAUGCCACACCGGUGGGACCUGGGACAAGUAUGAAGGUGCCCUAUAGGCCUGGGUGGCAGUGUGGCAGUGGUGGAGGGGGUCUGGGAUGACGUACUGGGCACCUCAGUGUGCUGGGCGGAUGGCUUGUGUCUAAGCUUGUGUGGGGGCUCCUGUGUGUGUGUGUUUGUGUGACAGUCAAUGUGUAGUAACAGUGUAGGGUGAACAUAGGGGCAGGUCAUGUGGUUGCCAACAAGACUGGACACUUGGGAUGUGUGAGCCUUUGCACCCGCGAGAAUACGACCGUGAGCAGCUGCAUUUUGGGGGGAGGGUGAUGUGAUUUAGCGGGGAUCCUCUGUAGGCUUGUUGAUCCUGCCUGUCUGAGGCACACUGCGCUGGCUUCACUCUGGAGCGAGGUGGCUCUCAGCUCACCACCUGUAUGCAUCAGCCGUUGCUAGGCGACACGCAACCACAAACUCGGCAGCUCGAAACAGCACACGUGUAUGCUCUCAGCACAAGGCAGUGAUCAGUACCGCCGAGCUGUGGUCUCAUCCGAAGGCCUGCCUGGGGAAGGAUCUGCAUCGCGGCUCACGUGCUUGUGGGCAGCAUUCAGUUGCCUGCGGUCUUAGGACGGGGGCUCAGCUGCCUGCCUUCUGGGCCUCUCCCUGGGGCUACGGGCAGCACUGGUGUCACUAGGCAUCAGGAAGCUAGAUGCGUGUGUGGUAGAGAGGCCACGGGGCUGUAGCCAGGUGACCACGCGCUUUGUGUAGGCAAGAGAGACUGUUUGUGUCCAUCUUGGUAGCAGUGUAUUUUCUCCCCUCUGUGUUUGUGGGGCUUUUCAUUCCUCAAAUAUUUACUGGGCACGCUGUGUGUAUAUGUGCACGUGCAUGCGUGUGUCCCCACCUGGCGUGUGGACAGGCCCUCAGAAGAAUUGGUAGCAUCUUAUCUAAGCACAGCUGAGUACCUUUAUCCUGAUGGGUCCAGGACCCACCAGCAACUGGUGUUGGCCCCUCCCCACUGAAGGUGCCGGAGAAAGUGGGGCUGGGCAGGGACCAUUCUCAGGGACACACCCUGAUAGCACAAUCUCCCUGGGGCCCUGCCCACCUCCAGGCCUCUGCUGCCCUAUGCCCUGCCCCGACCCUGGGGGAGAGAGGAGUUCCGCAGCAGGAGAGGACCAGGGCCCCCCCCCCAGCUGUUGGCCCGUCCUGCCUCGGCAUCCCUGGGUCUGGUGACCGUACCAGGCCAUGCUUGUGUGCCCCUGCCCCCUCCCCCUCGCAUGUGGGUGCCCCAACUCCCCAUUGUGGGGUCUGUGUAACAUUCGCUCUAGAAAUAGUCUUCCUGCAAUAAAGACGUGGA